AAGCCGACAGCUGAGCCGACCCAACCCUGGUUGCAAAUCGGAAUUCAACGCGUCCGAAAUAUCGUUAAUCAAACAUUCAUGAAUCCGCUUCUCUCUCGCCGCGCAUAGUUCGCGACUCUCCAUGCCCUUCGUUCUCCUCUCUACUCCGCUUCAUGCUCUCCUCUGCUUAUUAGUCUCAUCUCUACGACUCUUUGCCUCUACCUCGAUUGCCCCCAUAUUCUUCUACGCCGUUUGCUUAAAUUCGCCCUAAACUUGAAUGAUCAGUAGAAAGCUUGCUUUGGAGUGUGAAUCUUCCGGCACUUGCAAGAUCUAAGAUCUUACCUCUGCUGAGGAGAUCUCUCCCGUUCGGAUUUACGCUGCGGAUGUACAUAUCUCUCUAACAGCUUCUUCUUGGCUGCCUGGGUGUUUUCCAUGGAUCAUGGUCUUUCUGACAGCAGCGGGACUGAUGAUGAUCUUCCGCCACCACAUCAGAAUAGGGGUACAAGAGGACGUAUUGCAGUGAAUGGAAGAACCGGUGUUGCCCUUCCCUAUGCCAGGCCCCAGCUUGAUAUGGAGACUCAGAUACAUCAGUUGGAGCAGGAAGCGUACAGUUCAGUUCUCCGGGCGUUUAAAGCUCAAUCAGAUUUGCUUACCUGGGAAAAGGAAACUUUAAUAACUGAACUAAGAACAGAGUUAAAAGUAUCUGAUAUGGAGCACAGAGAACUAUUGAGCAUGGUUAAUGCAGAUGAUCUUAUUAGGAGAAUAAGGGAGUGGAGGCAGGCAGGAGGGAGGCAACCUGGUUUGAUGAAUCAUUCACAGCCUGUUCCUGAUUCGCUGCCUAGUCCGAGUGUUUCCGGGUCUCGCAAGAGGAAAAAUACAUCUCAGUCUAUACCUUCUUUGCCUAUCAAUGUGCCAUCACCUGCAAUGCAUUCCCAACCAGUUGCUGCUUCCAUGCCACCAUCAGUAACUGCUGUAAAACAUGGACUUUCCGGAACGAAGGGCAAGCAGCCUAAACCAAUUCCCUUCACAGGUCAGAGUGAAAGGGGCCAUCUCACAAAUAGGGGUGUUCCUGGUGUCAUUACGGGAAAUGAGCAGCUGGAGACGGGUCCCCAAGAUCCCCUGGUUGGGCGAAAAGUAAUGACUCGGUGGCCUGAAGACAAUAACUUCUAUGAGGCUGUUAUUACCGACUAUGAUAAACAGAAGGGGCUUCAUGUUCUUGUAUAUGAUAUUAACACAAACAACGAGACGUGGGAAUGGGUCAAUCUCAAAGAGAUCUCUCCUGAGGAUAUCAGAUGGGAGGGUGAGGAUCCCAGUUUCCAGAGUCGAGGAGUUCGUGGUGGUGGAGCUGGUCGAGGAGGGGGGAUCAAGAAGGCUCCAAGUCGUAACAGUGUAAUUCGACCGGGCUUGGGUAGGGGAAGAGGGCCUUUAAAACAUCAGUCCAAGAAGGACCUAAGAUUAUCACAAAAUGGAAUUGGGAAGAGAGGUUCUGGUGACAUUGAGAUACUAAACACAGAAAGCCUACUAAAAGAGGUGGAGAGAAUUUUUAGUGCAAGUCAUUCGGAUCCCGUAGAAGUUGAGAAGGCAAAGAAAGUGCUCAAGGAACAUGAACAAGCACUCAUUGAUGCAAUCGCUAGGCUUGCUGAUGCAUCUGAUGGAGAAAGUGCGGAUUGCGACCAGUCCUUUCCCUGAAAAGCAGAAGGCAGAGGAGGGACAAACAAUGCAAAUCCUCAUCAACCAAAAUGAGAAAACUGGGAGCAUAUUGUUGGUUCAUACUUCAACAAGGAUUGUUUUUAGCGAUGGCUCUGAUAGUUUUUAACAGUAUUAGUUUUUAAUGGAGGCUGUUAGCAUGUAAUAUAUUUUAGCCUCUUCUUGUCCGAUGCUUUGAAAUUAUUUCUCUUAUUUUGCUAACAAUGUAAAUUCUCUUGGUUUAUGUUAGCAAUGCAUGAACCAUGUGCUCUGUUCCAUUCUAUUUUAAA
Phalaenopsis equestris is the source of this 1955-nucleotide messenger RNA. RefSeq names its product protein EMSY-LIKE 3. Gene Ontology annotation, biological process: defense response to fungus. Gene Ontology annotation, cellular component: nucleus. The transcript is spliced from 10 exons. NCBI's taxonomy places the organism in Eukaryota, Viridiplantae, Streptophyta, Magnoliopsida, Asparagales, Orchidaceae. Bases 412 to 1668 code for a protein of 418 amino acids. The record is from RefSeq and is a predicted model, not a curated record.